AUGGUUGCAGUCUUCAACAAAGAGCUCCUCAGCUGGUACCUCAUCACCCUCAAGCUCAACCAAACAGUCGAAACCGGUCUUCAAAACCCACGUCUUUUUAUACACGACGGGACUAAGUCUCUGUUUCUGAACCUCAUUGCUCUGGAGCAGUGCCACCUGGACUGCACGAAUGGCAUCACGUCGUACGUGAUAUUCAUGGACAACUUGAUAGACUCCCCUGCUGAUGUCAGCUACUUGCAUUACUGCGGGAUUAUCGAGAAUUGGUUGGGGAGUGAUGCUGAGGUGGCCGACAUGUUUAACCACCUGUGUCAGGAGGUGGUUUUCGAUAUAAACAACAGCUCACUCUCGAGGUUGUCUGAGCAGGUGAAUCGGUACUAUGAGCACAGGUGGAAUGCUUGGAGGGCGAGCUUGAAGAACAAGUAUUUUAAUAAUCCGUGGUCGAUUAUCUCGUUUUUGGCUGCGGUCGUUUUGCUGGCGUUGACCUUGGCCCAAACGUUUUACGGGAUUUAUGGUUUUUACAAACCUCAUCAGUGA
Messenger RNA from Striga asiatica, 534 nucleotides. The record is from the annotation of a GenBank genome assembly. Lineage: Eukaryota; Viridiplantae; Streptophyta; Magnoliopsida; Lamiales; Orobanchaceae.